Molecule: messenger RNA, 1113 nt
Organism: Parathielavia appendiculata
Lineage: Eukaryota; Fungi; Ascomycota; Sordariomycetes; Sordariales; Chaetomiaceae
Exons: 6
Coding region: 1-1113 (370 amino acids)
Source: RefSeq, a predicted model, not a curated record
AUGGUUGUGUAUGUCGACCUUGCGACCAACCACCGAGGGGUCAUCAUUCUCGCUGUCUUGUGGCCGAUGAUUACGCUGUCCGGUGUCUUCCUCGGUCUUCGGCUUUACAGCAAGCUUACACGCAGUCGACGAUUGUGGUGGGAUGACUACUGCAUCAUUGCGGCAUGGAUCCUUCUCCUCGUCAGCUGCUCGGCCACAACAGCAAACACUCGUCUCGGAUUCGGUCUGCAUUUCUUCGAGGUACCGUUGGAAAACCUCAUUACGUUUGGAAUACAGAGCACGGUCUCCGGUUUCACCUCCAUCAUUGCCGUGGCCUGCAGCAAGACGUCGUUCGCCAUCACCCUGCUGAGACUGGCCGACGGUUGGAUCAGAUGGUUCAUCAUCGGGCUCCUCGUCCUGCUCAACGUCACGCAUUAUAUCAGCGCUGUCUUCUUUUGGGUAUCGUGCAACCCGCCCGCCAAGACGUGGGACGUGAUGCUCCCAGGAGAUUGCUGGCCUGCGUCUGUGACGGUUAACUACAGCUUGUUUGUCGGAGCCUGCUCUGCGUUCUGCGACUUUGCUCUCGCAUUGCUGCCGUGGCGUCUCCUGCUGAGGUUCAACAUGCAUAACAAGGAAAAGAUUGGCGUGGCCGUCGCCAUGAGCAUGGGUGUUUUUGCCGGCAUUAUUUGUAUCGUAAAAAUGACCUUCAUCCACGUUCUUUACGACAGCGACUUUAGCUAUAACUCCCUCCAGCUUGUCAUAUGGGGCUUCAUUGAACCCGCCCUGACCAUCAUGGCAGCCUCAAUUCCCAUGAUGCGCCACCUCUUCAAGUCUCUCCGCCGAGAGAGCGACCUGCGCGACACCAGCACCACAACGGCUACCGCAAUGAGCCUGAGCAACAACAAUGACAACCGGCAGAAUCGCUUCGCCCCCACCCGCUCAACCCGAAAUGCCAGCAGUCGUAGUAGCAACAAUCCCAGCCACCACAGCACCCGUGUCAACCGGCAGGAGCCGGAGCAGCAGCAGCAGGUGGAGAGGGAGAAAAUGCCGUCGCCUGAGCCGAGGGACGGGGCUGGUAAUCGUAGGAAUGGCAUAAUGCUUUCUCAGCCAGGCGCAAUGUCGGGCCAUCGUUAA